AUGGCUGCUGUCAGAAAGCCCCCGGUGCUGCUCGGACUUCGGGACGCGGCAGUGCGGGACGGCCUCACGGGGCCGAGCGCCUGGACUGCGAGCAAGCUGGGCGGCGUUGCGCUAAGCAUGAUUGCUCUUUAUUUGCUGGUUAUCUUUCAGAAACAGGAAAGUGGCCUUGCAGCUGAGAACUGGUGUGAAGGUGCAGAUGACUGGGGGAGUGACGGAGAGGAGACGCCUGCCCCCCAGCUUCCUUUGGACUUUGGAAAGGAUUCCUAUUGUGCCAAGGACGCAGACUGCACAGUGCAGCUCCAGGGCCUCUCCCUGAAGGACACUGGCGUGGAUGCGGCCUGUCCUGCAUCUCAGCACAGAGGAAUGGCUGUCCCCACUGGAGUGCCACAGUUCCAGCCCUACUACAUCUGUGUGGUCGACGAGGAGGACUUCAGAGACUUGGUCAGUCUCGAUCAUGCCUACAACCUCCUGAGGGACUACGAGCAGCGAGAAGGAAUUCAUAUGGACCAGUUGCUUUCCCAAAGUUUUUCUGAUGCUGGUGAUGAAAAAUAUGAGAAGACCAAAAUUAAAAGUGGCGAUCAAAUGUUUUACAAAUUCAUGAAGAGAAUUGCUGCUUGUCAGGACCAGAUUUUGAGGUAUUCCUGGAGUGGAGAGCCACUUUUUCUGUCCUGUCCCACGUCAGGAAUCACUGAGGUCCCAGCCUGUGGCCACUGUGGAGGCCCCAGGACAUUUGAGUGUCAGCUUAUGCCCGCACUGGUCACCAUGCUCAACAGUGCUCAUUUAGGUCUUUGUGUAGAGUUUGGCACAGUUCUGGUCUACACGUGUGAGAAGAGCUGCUGGCCUCAGAAUCACCAAACUCCCAUGGAAGAGUUUUGUAUCAUACAGCAAGACCCAGAUGAAUUCUUAUUUAAGUAGAGCAUUGCAUUUUGUUUGUAUACAUUAUUAAAAUGUGUGAAUUCACGUGCAUUUAAAAAAAAAUUUUAGCCACUAA
Dipodomys ordii (Ord's kangaroo rat) is the source of this 991-nucleotide messenger RNA. RefSeq names its product programmed cell death 2-like (gene Pdcd2l). The record is from RefSeq and is a predicted model, not a curated record. NCBI's taxonomy places the organism in Eukaryota, Metazoa, Chordata, Mammalia, Rodentia, Heteromyidae. Gene Ontology annotation, cellular component: cytoplasm. The coding region runs from base 1 to 915 and encodes 304 amino acids. The transcript is spliced from 5 exons.